AUAAAUGUGCAGUUGCAAACAAAAACAAUUUCUUUUCUUGAAAAGAAAACAAGAGGCGAGCUAAGCUAGCUGGACUGACAUGAGGCCGCCGCUGGCGUCGUCGUCUUCUUCUUCCAUUGCUGCCGCCGCUGCAACGGCUCCCUCCUCCUCCUCUGCUCCUCCGGCCACAACCAGGAGAGCACUGCUCUUGUCCACCUCAGCCCUCACGCUCGCCGCCGUCGUUCCUGCAGUGGCCCAGGCAGCCGCCAACCCCUUCUCCACGCCCUACUCCCAGUCCCGGACGCUGCAGCUCGGCCUCGACACCAACGGGAAGAUUCGGACAUGCCCCUCCACCAAUCCCGGGUGCGUCUGCACGAAUCCCACCGUCGGCGCCUCCUCCUCCGUCGCCUCCCCGCUCAUCAUCCCGGAGUCCACCUCCGCCGACGCUGCCGCUCAGAUGUUGCGGCAAGCCAUCCUCAAGACGCAGAAGAAUGUCAGCUUCAACGUUGAUCAGCAAACUCCCCACGGCCAGUACAUCCAGGCCGAGGUGGACGGCGGCUUCGGCCGGGACGUGAUGGAGUUCCUCGUGAAGAAGGACGCCGGCGUUGUGGCCUACCGCUGCGUCGCCACCAAGGUCACCUUCGUCUACCCCUUCACCACCGCCAUCGGUGACUCGCGGGGCCAGGAGCAGAGGGUCGCCGCCGUCGCGCAGGAGCUCGGCUGGCCACCUAGCGACGCUACAAUCACUAAAGUGAUCCAGAGACGCACCGCCAUCAUCGCCCCUUCCUCACCGGGGAGAACAUCAUCCUUUGGGUUUUUCAAAGACGUGAAUAUGAUCUACGCCAUGUUGAGUCAACCAUGGUCUUCGGUUAAAUGCACGCUGCACCAGUAGCAGUAGCUUCCUUGGCUUGUAAGGAAGCAGCAGGUUCCUAGUAAUUACCUAGUAGUUUACUUAGCUAGCUAGUAGUUUCCGAGAAUGUGAUGUGCAUGUACGUAGUAGUUUGCUAGCAGUUUUUCUAGGGGUUUACUUGACUUGACCCGGGCUGACCUGUGGCCUAUAAAAGGAGAUGAAUCCCAUCGGUUGUAAGUAGGCCGCUCCAGUGCAAUAUCAAUCAGCCUCAAGUGCUCUCCCAUAUGUGUGUGUUCAGUGUAGAAGCAUUGUUUAGCCACUAGUAGUCUAGUACGUGAGCUCCGCUCCAACUCGAUUAUGUGUGUACCACCCUGUUCGUGUCCUCCUCUGCCAGCAUAGCUAGACAUCCAGCAGUAGUUCAUCUAUAGUCUAUAGUUGGGCUAACACGCCACACACGUCACAAGGAAGGAAUGAAAACGCGCGCUUCGAGAUGUUUACGCCGUAGAGCUAGCAGCGCCAACCUACAGCCCGUGGUCGGAAAUUCCAAUCACCUUUGACCAAAGGGACCACCCGACGAGCAUCCGUCACCGAGGCACUGCGACCCUGGUUCUCAACCCCAUAGUGGAUGGCUUUCACCUAACACGAGUCUUCAUUAACGGGGUAGCAGUGUCACUU
This is a messenger RNA of Aegilops tauschii subsp. strangulata, 1504 nucleotides long. RefSeq names its product thylakoid lumenal 17.9 kDa protein, chloroplastic. The record is from RefSeq and is a predicted model, not a curated record. Lineage: Eukaryota; Viridiplantae; Streptophyta; Magnoliopsida; Poales; Poaceae. Gene Ontology annotation, cellular component: chloroplast thylakoid lumen.